Molecule: messenger RNA, 2484 nt
Organism: Rhodotorula graminis WP1
Lineage: Eukaryota; Fungi; Basidiomycota; Microbotryomycetes; Sporidiobolales; Sporidiobolaceae
Exons: 10
Coding region: 1-2484 (827 amino acids)
Biological process (GO): translational elongation
Cellular component (GO): cytosol; ribonucleoprotein complex
Molecular function (GO): ribosome binding; translation elongation factor activity; GTP binding
Source: RefSeq, a predicted model, not a curated record
AUGGUCAACUUUACCGUCGUGUCCGUCAUCGCCCACGUCGACCACGGCAAGUCGACCCUCACCGACUCGCUCCUGUCCAAGGCCGGCAUUAUCGCCUCGGCCAAGGCCGGCGACCAGCGCGCGAUGGACACCCGUGCCGACGAGCAGGAGCGCGGUAUCACGAUCAAGUCGACCGCCAUCUCGAUGUACUUCGAGCUCCCCAAGGAGGACCUUGGCGAGAUCAAGCAGAAGAACGACGGCCACGACUUCCUGAUCAACCUCAUCGACUCGCCGGGUCACGUCGACUUCUCGUCCGAGGUCACCGCUGCCCUGCGUGUCACCGACGGCGCCCUCGUCGUCGUCGACACGAUCGACGGUGUCUGCGUCCAGACCGAGACCGUCCUCCGCCAGGCCCUCGGCGAGCGCAUCAAGCCCGUCGUCGUCAUCAACAAGGUCGACCGCGCCCUGCUCGAGCUUCAGGUCCAGAAGGAGGACCUGUACCAGACGUUCGCCCGCACUAUCGAGUCGGUCAACGUCAUCAUCUCGACCUACAACGAGGAGGUCCUCGGCGACGUCCAGGUGUACCCCGAGGCCGGCACGGUCGCGUUCGGCUCUGGCCUCCACGGCUGGGCCUUCACGCUCCGCCAGUUCGCCGCUCGCUACGCCAAGAAGUUUGGCGUCAGCAAGGACAAGCUCAUGCCCAAGCUGUGGGGCGACAACUAUUUCAACCCCAAGACCAAGAAGUGGUCGACCAAGGCGACCGACGCCGACGGCAAGCAGCUCGAGCGUGGCUUCAACAUGUUCGUCCUCGACCCGAUCUUCCGCAUCUUCGACUCGGUCAUGAACUUCAAGAAGGACGCCAUCCCGGCCCUGCUCGAGAAGCUCGAGAUCAACCUCACCUCGGACGAGAAGGACCUCGAGGGCAAGGCGCUCCUCAAGGUCAUCAUGCGCAAGUUCCUGCCCGCCGGCGACUCGCUCCUCGAGAUGAUCGUCAUCAACCUCCCGUCGCCCGUCACGGCCCAGCGCUACCGCGUCGAGACCCUGUACGAGGGCCCCAUGGACGACGAGUGCGCCGUCGCCAUCCGCGACUGCGACGCCAAGGGCCCGCUCAUGCUCUACGUCUCGAAGAUGGUCCCGACCUCGGACAAGGGCCGCUUCUACGCGUUCGGCCGCGUCUUUGCCGGCACGGUCAAGUCGGGCCCCAAGAUCCGCAUCCAGGGCCCCAACUACGUCCCGGGCAAGAAGGAGGACCUCUUCGUCAAGUCGAUCCAGCGCACCGUCCUCAUGAUGGGCGGCCGCGUCGACCCGCUCGAGGACUGCCCGGCCGGCAACAUUGUCGGCCUCGUCGGCGUCGACCAGUUCCUGCUCAAGAGCGGUACCCUCACCACGAGCGAGACGGCCCACAACAUGCGCGUCAUGAAGUUCUCGGUCUCGCCCGUCGUGCAGGUUGCCGUCGAGGUCAAGAACGCCAACGACCUGCCCAAGCUCGUCGAGGGCCUCAAGCGCCUCAGCAAGUCGGACCCGUGUGUCCAGACCUGGAUCUCGGAGACGGGCGAGCACAUUGUCGCCGGUGCCGGUGAGCUCCACCUCGAGAUCUGCCUCAAGGACCUCGUCGAGGACCACGCCGGCGUGCCCCUCAAGAUCUCGGACCCGGUCGUCGGCUACCGCGAGACGGUCCAGGCCGAGUCGUCCAUGACGGCGCUGUCCAAGUCGCAGAACAAGCACAACCGUCUCUACGUCAAGGCGCAGCCGGUCGACGAGGAGGUCGCCAAGGCGGUCGAGUCGGGCAAGAUCGGCCCGCGUGACGAGUUCAAGGCCCGUGCCCGCAUCCUCGCCGACGAGUACGGCUGGGACGUCACCGACGCUCGCAAGAUCUGGUGCUUCGGCCCCGACGGCUCGGGCCCCAACUUCCUCGUCGACACGACCAAGGGUGUCCAGUUCCUGUCCGAGAUCAAGGACUCGUGCGUUGCCGCCUUCCAGUGGGCGACCAAGGAGGGCCCGUGCGCCGAGGAGAUCAUGCGCUGCUCGCGCUACAACAUCCUCGACGUGACCCUCCACACCGACGCCAUCCACCGUGGCGGUGGACAGCUCAUCCCGACGUGCCGUCGCGUCGUCUACGCCGCCUCGCUCCUCGCCGAGCCGGGUCUGCAGGAGCCGGUGUACCAGAUCGAGGUCCAGUGCCCCGAGACGGCCCUCGGCGGCAUCUACUCGACGCUCAACCGCAAGCGCGGCAUGGUCUUCUCGGAGGAGCAGCGCCCGGGCACGCCCAUGUACACCGUCAAGGCGUACCUCCCCGUCAACGAGUCUUUCGGUUUCACGGGCGAGCUCCGCCAGGCGACUGGUGGCCAGGCCUUCCCCCAGAUGGUCUUCGACCACUGGCAGACGAUGCCGGGUGCGAUCACCGAGAAGGGCGGCAAGGUCGAGGCUCUCGUCCUCCAGAUCCGCCAGCGCAAGGGUCUCAAGCAGGAGAUCCCGACGCUCGACCAGUUCUACGACAAGCUCUAA